AUGUCUGCCCAGACUUUCCCUCAGGGACGCCCACUGCCGACGGCGCAUAUCAUCGGUGCGGGUUUGGGCGGUCUAAUGUUGGGCACACUCCUGGAGCGCAUCAACGUACUCUAUCAUAUCAAUGAGCGAGCCACAAAGGUGCAUCCGCUCGAGUCGGCUACAUCGCUUGGAGCAGGGACUUUAUCAGUCUUUGAUCAACUCGGUCUUUUGGAAGAGAUUGAAUCGUUCGCAGCUGGCUAUCCCACUGUGGCGUGCCACGAGCUACAGCACUGCCACAGCUGCGAUUGGCAAGUGAUCGGUCGACUCUUGGCACCUGUUCCGUCCGGACCCCAAAUUGGGACUAAAAAGGUCAUCCUGACUCUGAACAAGCAUAGGUUCGCGACACCUAUAUUUACUGCUUGGAUGACACUACGUAUGAAGGUGACAUUUUCGUGGGAGCGGACGGAAGCCUACAGCACUGUGCGACAGGAGCUGUACAAACGACUGGAUGAAUAA
This is a messenger RNA of Gamsiella multidivaricata, 495 nucleotides long. RefSeq lists its product as uncharacterized. Lineage: Eukaryota; Fungi; Mortierellomycota; Mortierellomycetes; Mortierellales; Mortierellaceae. The record is from RefSeq and is a predicted model, not a curated record. Bases 1 to 495 code for a protein of 164 amino acids. Gene Ontology annotation, molecular function: FAD binding. The transcript is spliced from 2 exons.